UACAUGCUUCCUACCGAUAAACUAUGGAUUGCACAAAGAAUAGUUAAUGCCCAAUAUUACCCCAUUAAUAAAGUUUGGCUUGGUGGGACGCCCGUAAUCAGUAUUUACCAUCCAGACGAUGCACAGAUGUUACUUAGCAGCACAAAACAUAUUGAAAAAAGUAUGCUUUAUAAAUUCCUGCAUCCUUGGCUAGGCUCUGGCUUGUUGACUACCUCUGGUGAUAAAUGGCAAAAACGUCGAAAAAUGUUAACACCAGCCUUCCAUUUUGGGAUUCUACAAGGUUUCGUUGAAGUUUUUGUAGAGCAAGGAGAAAACUUAGUCAAUCGUUUAAAAUCUAAGGGACCCUUAGUCAUUGAAGACAUUGUGCCGCUGCUAACGGAAUGUACAUUAAAUUCAAUAUGUCAAACUGCCAUGGGCACCUCUUUGCAGAAGAUGGAUACUCAAAAUUUGUAUGGAACUGCCAUUCGAGAAGUUUCCGAUAACUUAUUUUUCAGGGCAUUGAGACCAUGGCUUCACUUUGACUGGCUAUUCAAUUUAACACCGACAGGAAUAAGACAGCAAAAAGUUAUAAAGAUUCUUCACGGGUUUUCUAACAACAUUAUAAAAAACCGAAAGAAGAAUCACGAACGCACGUCACACGAAAAUGAAAAAAAUUCUUUAUUGACGAAAAAUGAUUCAGAAGAUGAUAAGUUUGAGAGGAAAGUUAGGAUGGCUAUGCUUGAUGUUCUCAUAACCGCUGCAAAUGAAAAUGCUGAUAUUGAUGACACUGGCAUUAGGGAGGAAGUAGAUACAUUUGUCUUCGAGGGACAUGAUACAACAGCGAUGGGUUUAUGUUUCACAUUAUUACUUUUGGCCGAAAACAAAAAGAUUCAGGAAAUAGCCAGGACGGAAAUUUACGAAAUCCUAACCGAAAGUGAUGGAAAGAUGGGGAUGACGGAAAUUAAUCGUCUCAAUUAUCUCGAUCGAUGCAUCAAGGAGGCUCUGCGAUUGUUUCCCAGCGUACCGGGCGUUGCGCGAGUUAUUGACGAGGAUUUGCAACUCAAGAACUACUUGGCACCAGCUGGAACAAACAUUCAUUUACACAUUUUCGAUCUGCACAGAGAUCCAAAGUUUUGGCCAGAUCCUCUGGUAUACGACCCAGAUAGAUUUUUACCUGAGAAAGUUCAGAACAGACAUUCAUUCUCGUACAUACCAUUUAGUGCAGGCCCUCGAAAUUGUAUAGGUCAAAAAUUUGCUAUGCUGGAAAUAAAAGCUCUCAUGGCCCAUUUAGUCUAUCACUUUGAUAUGGAAGCAAUUGAUGAGUCUCAAAAUGUUAUUCUACUCCAAGAUUUGACUAUGAGACCCGGCCAACCAGUUCGAGUAAAAUUUAGGACGAGAAAUGUAAAAUAAGAUAAAAAUGUAUUAUAUAUGUAUUCAUAUAAAUUA
Molecule: messenger RNA, 1425 nt
Organism: Belonocnema kinseyi
Lineage: Eukaryota; Metazoa; Arthropoda; Insecta; Hymenoptera; Cynipidae
Product: cytochrome P450 4C1-like
Exons: 12
Coding region: 4-1389 (461 amino acids)
Molecular function (GO): heme binding; monooxygenase activity; oxidoreductase activity, acting on paired donors, with incorporation or reduction of molecular oxygen
Source: RefSeq, a predicted model, not a curated record